This is a messenger RNA of Daldinia loculata, 2149 nucleotides long. RefSeq names its product general substrate transporter. NCBI's taxonomy places the organism in Eukaryota, Fungi, Ascomycota, Sordariomycetes, Xylariales, Hypoxylaceae. Gene Ontology annotation, biological process: carbohydrate transport; transmembrane transport. The transcript is spliced from 5 exons. The coding region runs from base 296 to 1876 and encodes 526 amino acids. Gene Ontology annotation, cellular component: membrane. Gene Ontology annotation, molecular function: carbohydrate:proton symporter activity. The record is from RefSeq and is a predicted model, not a curated record.
CUACCGGUCCGCUCGCCCGUCCAAUGUAGAUGGUACCCUUGCUACGGCCCCUGGUCUUCCCAUAGAUCAUAUAUUAUAUCUGGUCCCUCCGUCCCUUCGAGCUUUGUUUCGAGCACCUCGCUGUAGACCCAUCACGUCUCUGCCCUUUCAACUUCAAGAGACCAAGCUUUUCAGUAAGCCUCAACCUCACCGGAGGACCAGCAAGAGUCUCCCUUUAGUUUAGGUUGCAGCACCUCGACAUAGUCGCCAGUUACGUUCGCGCGGCGUGAAAGAAAGUUCGCAACCAACCAAUACAAUGGCGAUCGGCAUCAUCUCGCAGAAGGCGCCGCGUAAGGAGGAAAUCGCGAAUGCGCAGGAGGAGGCCCCGGAAUUUGAGAGGGUCGACUGGAAAAGGGACCCCGGCUUGAGGAAGCUAUACUUCUACUGCUUCAUACUCUGCGUUGCUUCGGCGACUACUGGUUACGACGGCUCGUUCUUCAACUCGGUGCAAGUGUUCGACAAGUGGAAGGCUUUCUUCAACAACCCACAAGGAUCGCAACUCGGUCUCCUUGCUGCUUUAUACCAGAUUGGUAGCUUAGGCUCGAUUCCCCUAGUCCCUCUCAUAGCUGAUAACUAUGGCCGGAAAAUGCCAAUCAUUAUCGGUUGUGUCAUCAUGAUCGUUGGUGCUGUUAUUCAGGGAACUGCCCAGAACAUUAACUCCUUCAUGGGUGGUCGUGUAAUGAUGGGAUUCGGAAGCAGUUUAGCUCAAAUCGCCUCCCCCAUGUUGCUGACCGAGAUUGCUCAUCCCCAGCACCGUGGUCGUCUCACGGCUGUCUACAACUGCCUAUGGAACGCAGGUGCCAUUGUCGUCACAUGGCUUUCUUUCGGCACGAACUACAUCCAGAACGACUGGUCGUGGCGUAUUCCCGCUAUCCUUCAGGCCCUCCCCUCCAUCAUCCAGAUCACCUUCAUCUGGUGGAUCCCCGAGUCACCUCGAUACCUCAUGGCCAAGGACAAGCACGAACAGGCCCUCGCGAUCCUCACCAAGUACCACGCCAACGGCGACGCCCACCACCCGACGGUCCAGUUCGAGUACCGCGAGAUUAGGGAGACCAUCAAGCUAGAGAUGGAGAGCAAGACCAACAGCAGCUACCUCGACUUCUUCAGGACUAAGGGAAAUCGUUACCGAUUGGCGGUCCUCCUGUCUCUGGGUCUCUUCUCCCAAUGGUCUGGUAACGCUAUCAUCUCCAACUUUGCCAGCACGCUCUACGACCAGGCUGGUGUGACGGACUCCAACUCCAAGUUCGGUUUAUCCGGAGGUCAAAUGAUCUUGUCUCUUAUCGUAUCAGUUACCAUGGCUACGCUCGUGGACCGAUGGGGUCGUCGAACGAUGUUCCUCAGCUCGACUGCCGGUAUGUUCGGCGUCUUCAUCUUCUGGACACUCUGUGCGGGUUUAUAUGGCGAGCACCGCUCCCCUGGCGCCAACUACGCCAUGAUCUUCUUCAUCUGGCUGUUCAGUUUCUUCUACUCGUUCGCGUGGUCGGGUCUGCUCGUCGGUUACGCCAUCGAAAUUCUGCCUUACAAGCUUCGUGCCAAGGGUCUUAUGGUCCUGAACAUCAUGAUCCAGGCCGCCCUGUGCCUCAACGUGUACGCCAACCCGGUCGCCUUCGAGGCGUUCGGUCUGGACCACUCCUGGAAGCUGUAUAUCAUCUACACCUGCUGGAUCUUCUGCGAGCUGGCCUUCGUGUACUUCAUGUACGUGGAGACUAAGGGCCCCACGCUCGAGGAGCUGGCCAAGGUCAUCGACGGCGAGGACGCGGCUGUUGCUCACUUAAACCUGGAGCAGGUCGAGAAGGAGGUUGCGAUCGAGACCCACGACAUGCCUGAAAAGGUGUAAUUAGAAGCGAGUAUAUGUUUUUUUAUGUUGCUAUCACGGUCGGUGGGUUUCUAGCGACGUCUUAGUUAUUAAUGGUGCUGUUGCCGUUGUUGCAUGAGCGAGACGCGCUUCUUGCAUGCUCGAUACCCUCACUUAACGAAUUUACAUGCAUGCUGCUCCUCUCCGUCGCUGCGGAUUGGUUUGGAGCAAUGGGAGUUUUAUAUAUACAAUGUGCGCCUUUGUGGCGUCCUCAUCCGGUGGGUGGUUAGUUCAAAAUAGGUAGCCAAAAUGAAA